CGGCGUCGAUCCUUUAUCCUUGUUUUACCAACUGCUACCUACUCGUUAUUGGGGAUAUAUCGAGGCAGAGAGAAAAACAACAACGAGGAUCACAACUUUGCUGUAGGAUCAGAGAUAUCAGCAUCGCAGUAGCUUUUGUGCUGAGAAGAUCAUUCUUGCCCGGUGGUGUGCAUACCCUUGAGUUGCGGAAAGCGCGCGGCCCAUCAAUUUUCAAAUAUUACUACGUUGCUUUCUACGUGAAUCAGUACGUACUGAGAGUUGACAAUACGGCUCACGCCCUUGAAUCGAAGUUAUCCUCGUCUUCGAUUAGUGAAUACAAGAACACAUUAUAGGAUACUCGCAGAACAUCACUAAAGUUAUCUUAGAUAAUCUGUGAAUCAUCAUGGCUGGGACACGAUCCUCUUUGAAAGAAGAGCAGUCGGGUUCACAAGACUCAAUGUCGAACAACGAAGAAAGCACGUAUGAGAAGAUAAUGGGCAUUGAAUCUUCUGGGGAAGCAAAUGAUAGUGCCGCAGGAGGGGGAGUCGAAGCCCUAUCGAGGCGAUUGGCAAGUUUUCGUAAGUGGUGCACAGACGAAGCAGAAAUAAAAAUUCAUCCUUCUAUAUGCAUCGUCAAUGGGGAGGCAACGGAUGGGACAAAGAACGCUCCGGUAAUUGUUUUUGGUCCUCAGCCAGGGAGCCAACCGGGACCCGGGGCACCAAAAUCAGGCUCGGGGAGAGUGGGGAUGGUAGACGGGGUGGCAGAUAGAGUGCUAUACGAACGGACAAUGGGUUGUCAAGUCUGGACGACGAGGGAAAUUAAAAAGGACGAGGUUAUGAUGACUUGCUCAAAGUCAUCUAUGAUCACAGCUGACUUAGUGGCCGCCAGCGAUGCAGGGAGAGCUGUACUAGCUUGUUGCAAGAGUCUGGAAGGAGGGAACUCGGUAAAUUUUUGGAACGCAUUUGAGAAUACUACUAAUUGUGUCUCAAAGUAUGCACAAAAGACAGCUAUGAAUAAGGGUGAGCAACUUCUUAUCAAUACAUUAAGAGAUCGAACGAAAGCAGAAAAAGCCUUCACGAAAGCUAAAGCGAGCGACAAUUCUUCACAUGUUCUUGCACAGUUCGGGGAAAUAUCAACAAGGGCUCCAUUUCUGGCUUUCCUGAUUCACCAACGAUUUUCAUCUCAUGCGAGUCCUCCUGUAGCGACCGAGGCCAAUACUGAUUUUGAUAAGAUCCUUACAGAAGACAAAGCUUCGAAUGCAUUGUUUCACGUUGAAAAAUUACAACCAAUUGCAGGGACUCCUUCCUCGUUUGGUCCAUAUGCGAGAACUCUUCCUUCUGCUGUCUCUUUGCCGAUAUGCUGGGAACGGAACGAGCUCAGUCUUUUAUCUAGCUGCAUGCCUGGCGUGGCACCUCUUCAGGAAAUUGCCAAUACAACGAUGCAACUCGUAGCUGAAUUCAUUGCUCUUCUCAAUGCUGGAAUUCUUACUAGAUUCCCCUCAAUCUUUUCUCCUGGUAUGAUCACGUGGGAGCGUUGGGUAUGGGCAUAUUCAGUCUUCACAUCCCGUACGUUACCAGCCAGUAUGUAUAUGAACGAGGGGGAGGAUAGCGCCGCAUCACACUCACCUUUGGAAGAAGAAGGACGGCUCUAUUCUCCCGCUCACAUCUGGGAUGAAUUAGGCUUACUUAUUCCGUUUUUGGAUAUGAUAAAUCAUGAGGCUGAAGCUCAUUCCAUACGGUGGCAACAAAAUCGUCCUUCAACAGACAAAAGCAUGGGAACAGGUAGUGAAGAUGACACGCACUUGCCGCAGGCAAUAGCGACAAAGCGAGUAAAAAAACAACAGCAAGUAUACUUGUGCUAUGGAGGUGAUAAUUUGCCUAAUAAACAUAUGAUGAUUGAUUACGGCUUCGCUCAAAUGCUCAACCCCGCUGACACAGCCGGGUUUGGUUGGGGACUGAUGGAUGCGAUUGGAAAUGUUGAAUGCCGUGCAGAUUAUACUCAUCUUGUGGAGAAUUCAGAGGAAGAUACGCAGUUUUUAGUGUACGAGUCAAAUGACUCAAAAGCGAUCAACGACUGGUGGUCGGAUGAACGUCUAACAUUGCUCGAAAAAGAGGCAUUUCCUUCAGUUGAGAACUCCUUUAUGCAAUCUUUGAAGAUGGGGAACAAAAUGGUUACGAAUGCACGUCUGGAUGGGAUUUACGAUCCAAUACUUCUCACUGCGUCACUUGUGAGUAGCAUGCCAAAUCCGGAGCUCAAAACGUUUAUGUCAAUGACAAAAUCGUCGGAAGAUGGAAAGAUUCCCGUUUUAGUGUCGAAGCGUCACCAGCGGGUGCUACGAAGUUAUCUCAUCUUUCUGUACUCAAGGAAGUUAGAGAAGUUACUAGACAAUCUCAGUAAAGGUUUAAAGAAUCAUUACGGAUCUCUGAAUCUCUGGACAAAGGCCUCGGACGGGGGAAUACGUUACGUGGCAGACGAAAGCCAGACGAAUCAAGACUUGCACACGGGUUGGCAAACGUUUUUCGAUCACAAUGCCUAUGCUGCGACAAUGGAGGUAGAGAAGCAUUAUUACGCUUUGUCUCCCGGAAGCUGUGUGCUGACGCUAAUUGACGGCCAAUUGCAAUCUUUGCAGCAGUCAAUUGAUAACCUUUUGACGUGGGAAAAAUUCGAAGCUGGCGUCUUAAAGCAGCUUGUUGAUCUCGGCUUCAACAUCAUGUCUGACGAAGAGGACUCCUCACUAAGAAAAACAAUCAAUGGAGAAGCUACUGAUAAGGAUUUUAAGGAUCUAGACGAAGGAAAGAAAGAAGAUGGCAAAAACUCACCGAAGAAGAAGAAUCGUAACAGGAAGAAGAACAAUCCAAACAAUAAUGUUUCGACUGGUAAUCGACGAGCAGCAAUAAAACUUCACAUUGGCAACUUGUCUUAUCAAACAACGCCAUCUGAUUUGUUCGACUUUUUUUCUCGUGACUACGGAAGAGACAAUGUACUGGAAUGUCACAUCCCGGCCGAACGGACUACAGGGAAGUCGCGUGGAUUUGGUUUUGUCACCCUGCCGGAAAAUAUCGGUCGGGAAAUUUUGGAAUCUGGUCGAAAGUGUGAAAUCAAAGGGCGGAUCUUAAAAGUUGCUGAAAGCAACUCCGCGGGAACAAACAAACCAAAUCGCCAUCCGGAAGCUCCACCGCCUGUAUCGAAUGAUAGGUGUGGUGCUUGUGGCUACCGUCCAAAAUACUGUAUAUGCGAAAAUGGACCAAACCUUCCUGAUGUGCGCACGUCAAGCGGACAGUGUUACGGCCCGAUUCCGUCAGACCGUGAUCGUGACCGCGACCGCGAUCGUGACCGCGACCGUGAUCGUGACCGCGACCAUUAUGCAAGAGAUAGACAUUACAGAGAUCGAUACAGUCGAAGUCCAUCACCCUACUACCGACGUAGGAGCGAAAGGGACGACUAUCACAGAGACUACUCUCGUGACAGAGACCGACGUUACUACGACUAUGACUACGAUUACGAUAAUGGGAGAAGCCGUUCAAGGAGUCACAGUAGAGAGAGGGGUCGAGAUAGGAGACGGGAUAGUAGACGCGAUCGAAAGGAGAGAUCUAGUAGGGAUAGAUCUGGAGAUCGAUACGAGAAAAGCAGAGAUAGAUCCCGAGAACGAUUCAGAGAUAGAUCUAGAUCUAGAUCACGUGAAAGAUCCAGGGAGAGAACCGGAGACAGGGAUAGAGACCGGGGUAGAUCUGGCGACAGAUCUCGAGAUAGAGAUAGGUCUCGUGACAGAAGAGACAGGCACAGCAAAGAUCAUAGAUCUCGUGGACGCCGCAGCCAAAGUCCAAAUAACGGGGGAAUCGAAAAUGGAAAAGAUGGAAGCAUCAGUCCGGAGAUUUCGAAGUCGCAUAACGGAUCGGAUGAAAGAGGUCAAGAGUCGAGAAAACGUCGCAGCCGAAGUCGAAGCCGAGAAAGAAGCAGAAAGAGUAGAAGGAAGAAGCGCCGUGCACGGAGUAGGAGUCGGUCUCUAAGUGAAGGAAGCGAGUCAAGCAUGUAAUUAGUCUAACUUUAUUGUAAAAUAUUUUCAUUAAAGCAGAACUAUUUCU
Pseudo-nitzschia multistriata is the source of this 4061-nucleotide messenger RNA. The record is from the annotation of a GenBank genome assembly. Lineage: Eukaryota; Bacillariophyta; Bacillariophyceae; Bacillariales; Bacillariaceae.